ACCUAUCGAUGUUUGUAAACAUCGAUGCGACAUCGCUUCAAGUAUCGAGCGUCGUUUUAGCGUCUUUCGAAUAAUUAUAAAUUACAAGUUGUAUUAAAACAACUAUAAUUUGGUGAAUUCUAUUUGAAUUAAGUUUUGAAUCUGUUUAAUGGAAACGAAGGAAAGGAGCCAUGGAUAGUUUGUCCUGUUUUAUGUGUGGUCAAAACGCUGAUAAAUUUCACUCCAUAUCAGAGACUGGAAGUGAACUGGAGCUCAGCAUUAGUAACAUUAUCUGCCAGCAUUUUUGGUUUCAGAAGGAUGUCCUGCGCACUGCCAUCAUCUGUGAGCCCUGCUGGCAAACGGUUGACCAAUUCCAUCGCUACUAUCAAGACGUGAAGCAAUACCAUGAGCAACUAGCGGAACCGAACUCUAUUUGCAUCAAACAGGAACAGCUUGAAUCGAUAGUUGAGGUCGAACAAAGCAGGAUCAAAGCAGAAGUCUCUUCCGAUGAUGAAAGUAAUGUCGCGAUUGCAGAGGAAACCAACCAACGGUCGUCAGAAGCUGAUCAGGAUGUUGAGGAACUACCUGGGAACCUGGGUUUUGAGUCACAGCAGCAAAUGGAAGACAGUCUCAUCAGACAGCAUUUGCCCUACAAUUGUGACGAGUGUUCUGUAACAUUUGAGAGUUUCCUCUCGAUGCGUCGCCAUAUGAUCGACUUCCAUGGUCAAAAGUACGUCAAGUGCUGCGGUGUCCAGUAUACCAGCCGACACUUACUGUUUGAACACGUUGAGGCCGUGUUCAACCCGAAAGCGUUCAAGUGCGACCUUUGCACUAGAUCGUUCAAGUCACGCUUGGGAUACACUAAACACAAGCAGCUAUGCCAUUCGAGACUAUUCACUUGUGAUCAGUGCCCGAAACAGUUCCCUUCUAAAUUUCAGCUUAAGCGCCACAUUGAAAAUCAUACACGGUUUAAGAGUGGGAUAUUUACAUGCGAAACCUGCGGUAAAUGUUUCCAUAAAUAUGUCUUGCUGAAAGAGCAUAUAGACGCUGUUCACGAGAAGAACGAAAACCACGUCUGUGAUAUUUGCUCGGAAUCGUUUACCAGAAAAAUGAUGCUCAAAGAGCAUCGACUGACUCACGAUUACAGCCCGGAUCAGCUGAAGAAGCAAUGUCCUAUUUGUAAACGGUGGCAGAAAAAUGUGCGACUGUGGAAGAUCCAUGUGGAUCGACACAAAGGUGACGGCGAGCAGCAGUGUGACCAAUGCGAUCACGUUUCGAUCAAUUUGAGUGCGCUGAAGAGGCACAUUGAACGGAUGCAUGAGCGGAAAAUGGAUUGUCCUUGCGAUUUGUGCGGUAAAGUAUACGCAAACCAACACACAUUGAGGGAACACGUUGCCAGGGCCCAUACAAAAGAACCGCUGUAUCAGUGUCGGUUCUGCGAUAAAAAGUUUUUCUCUAGCCCCCGAAUGUACACGCAUAGAAAGGCGGCCCACCCGAAGGAAUGGCAGGAGUACAUCACAACCAAGUUUGGCAUCGAUGAAGCAGAAGCAGGAGAAGGCGCGAGCUCCAAAUGAAACAGUUUAGCUCUGUUUAGCUUAAUCGUAUAAAUCCCAAAUAUAAAUUGAAAUGUAGCAAAUAUUAUCGAAUAAAAUCAAUACACUAAGUUCUGUCGUUUAGCAGUUUUAUUAACCACAGAUAAAUUCUCGUAGCUUACGCUAGAGAUAGUAGAGACACAGACAAACAGACGUAACAAUUGCGAAAUUUCCAUCGACCACGUUUUUAACGAUCAUUUUAAAUUUUCAUAGUUGUGGCUUUGACAACCAGAGGCGCGCGCAUCGUUUUUCUACGUGUUUGACGUUACACACUAGCACCUUCUGUUGACGAUAUUGCACAACUGGUAGUGUGAACUGGGCGAUGGAUUUCCAUGAAAAUCGUUCAAGGUGUUACGUCUGUUUGUCUGUGGUAGAGAGAUCUUGGUAGUACUGGUAUAGUUCCAGGAUGACGUGGACGAAAUCCCCGUUCCAAAGAUAGGGGCUGUCCAUUUAUUACGUAAGGGAAUUUUCACGCCUUUUUAACACCUCCCUUAUCGUUACACCUGGAUAUCACCAUAGCAGACGGAAUCUCAAAUCGACCACGUUCUGAUUGACGGUCGGCACUUCUUCGACAUUAUCGACGUCAGAACCUAUCGUGGCGCCAACAUCGACUCCGGCCACUAUCUGGUGAUGGUCAAAC
Messenger RNA from Aedes albopictus (Asian tiger mosquito), 2211 nucleotides. Its product is annotated as zinc finger protein 99. Gene Ontology annotation, molecular function: chromatin insulator sequence binding; zinc ion binding. The record is from RefSeq and is a predicted model, not a curated record. Gene Ontology annotation, biological process: regulation of transcription by RNA polymerase II. Gene Ontology annotation, cellular component: chromosome; nucleus. The coding region runs from base 171 to 1553 and encodes 460 amino acids. NCBI's taxonomy places the organism in Eukaryota, Metazoa, Arthropoda, Insecta, Diptera, Culicidae. The transcript has 2 exons.